AUGGAGAUAGAAAGGGAGGAGCAGAAGGAGGGCCAUCAGAACGUGGAGGUGGAAGCGGAGCAGAAGAGCGAUAACAAAAUGGAAGUCGAAACGGAGCAAACACAGGGCCAUCACGUGGAGGUGGAAGCGGAGCAAACGCAGGGCGAUCACGUGGAGGUUGAAGCGGAGCAAACGCAGGGCGAUCACGUGGAGGUUGAAGCGGAGCAAACGCAGGGCGAUCACGUGGAUGUGGAAGCGGAGACUGAGCUAACCCCUGCUGGGCGCGCCGAUGGGCGGGAGGACCACCUCGAGAAGGGGCACGACUUCCUCGACUUUGAAAACAUCCUGCUGGACGUGAGGCUGAGGAAGGCAAUUCUGUACCUCUUCAAGUUCAGGCACCCAACGAAAAUACAAAAGGCAGCCAUCCCGCAUAUCCUCCAGGGGAGAGACGUCAUCAUAAGCUCCAAAACAGGGUCAGGCAAAACCAUGGCCUACCUCAUCCCACUGGUGCAAAAUAUAAUAAAGGCAAACAUAAACGAAAAGGAGUCCCUGAAAUUUUUCUACAAAGGAAUAAUUCUUGCCCCUACAGAAGAACUAUGCCUACAGAUUUACCAAGUGGCCCAGACGUUAUGCUCCUACCUGAAGCAUAUCCUCUCAUUCAAUCAUAAUUUGAAUAGAACCCUUUGCGAUCAUCCAACUGUUCUAGUGACUACCCCAAGGCAUUUGUACAGCCACACGGUAGAGUGCAAGAAGAGAUCAAACCUAGACAUACUAUCCAAUUUAAAAAUUCUGGUUGUAGAUGAAGCGGACAUUUUGCAUACCAAAGGGUUUCUAAAGUGGAUGAAUCUUUUGGCUAGCUACCAUUUUCCGAAAAAUUAUUCCCAGAAAUAUCAAAUUGUGAUGGCAUCUGCUACUCUGAAGGAAAGCAUUGUAGAAAAAACGAAACUAUUUUUGCAUAAGCCGGUUUUUUUAAGAGCCGAAUUGGAGAAGAAUGGACCUCCUUCUAGUCGCACCUCCAGCAGUGUAGAUCAUCUGGAUGGUCUCCAUAAGAAGGGUUCCUCCACCAAGGAGUGUGGCAGUCCACCUGUUGGAAGCGACAAGCAGGGUGAUCCUUCUGGGCCCCCCCAAAUGAGCAAACCGCCCACAAAUCAACAGUUCAGGGGGAAAUCAUUUUACUACGUGUACCCAGAUGAAACGACGAAAUAUAUAUACCUGUACAACCUCAUAAAUGAUAAACUAAUUUUGCACAAAUCGAUCAUUUUUACCUCGACCAUCCACGAUGCGUAUAAAAUAAAAAUUUUCCUAACCUACUUUGACAUCCCCUCCUCCAUCCUGAACCCGAGCCACCCCAUUUUGGUCCGGCAGAACGUCAUUUUCGCGUUCAACAACUUUAAGCUCUUCUUCUUGAUAUGCCCGCAGUACGAGAGGAAUGCCGCGGGGGGGAAGUGUAAAUCGGGCCACGCAGACCACGCAGACCACGCGGUGGACGCAGACGAUACGGGGGAUGCGGCCAACCAAGAUGACAGCGGUGACGAUUUGGAUGAUGACGACUCGCCGAGCAACCUCGACGACUCCGGCGAGGACGAGAAGGACUUCCUGUACAACCGCGGACUCGACUUCCAAGGGGUGCACUGCGUGGUCAACUUCGACAUGCCCCGAGACACGAAGACCUUCGUGCACCGAGUGGGCAGGACCUGCAGGCUGAACAACAAGGGCAUCAGCAUUUCCUUCAUCAACGAAAACGAGCCCGCGGAAAAAAACACCCUCCAAAAAAUAGCCGCCAAAAAUAUAUGCACCAUAAAUCAAAAGGCGGUAGCACAGAAUAAGGUCGAGAUGUACAGGUACCGAGUAGAGUCUAUGCUCAACAAAUGCACCAACAAAAAGGUGAAGCACUUUAUUCAAAAGGAAAUCCUCUAUCAGUCUCUCAAGUCCAAGGAGCUGAAGGAGUUUUUCAACUCCAAUGAAGAGGAAAAGAGGGCCAUCAACAAAAUUAUAAAAUGCUUUAACACGCACGUCGUGCCGCACAAGCUGAUCAAGGACCGGUCGAAAAACCUCUUUUUGAAGAAGACCAAGAAGGGGGUGAACAGAAAUGAGAUGAACCGAAAUGGUACGGAAAGCGGCGACAUGAGGAGGGACAGGCAGAACCAGCAGCGCAACGGGAAGAGCAAUGGCAGGGAAGACGGCAAAAGGGGAGCGCAACAACACUAUGUUAAAAGCAAAAGCAACGGGUUCGUGCUCACUGAACAGGCAUAUGAGGACCAGCUGAGGAAGGAACCGGAGGCGGAAGUGGCCGACCCGUCCAAGCUGCCCCCCAUUUAUGGAAAGCGCUUGCGAAGUUACGUGUACAACAAGUACGUAAUGGGGAAGCGCCGGCGGGCCGGCAGCGCGCGCGGCAAAAGAGAUAAAAGCGAAAAGGCUAACAGUGGAAGGGCCAAUAAUGCAAGGAAUAACAGCGAACGGGCUAACAGGGGCAGGUCAAAUGUGCGCGGCUCGCACGGUAGCAGCGCGCAUAAGGCAAAGCCCAGCGGGGACAACUCCGCGCACCGGGGCAGGCAGGAGGGCGCGCGCCAGAACAGGCGACACGGCAGCGCCGCCCCCCAGAAGGCCUAA
Plasmodium vivax (malaria parasite P. vivax) is the source of this 2589-nucleotide messenger RNA. Its product is annotated as DEAD/DEAH box helicase, putative. The transcript has a single exon. Gene Ontology annotation, cellular component: nucleolus. NCBI's taxonomy places the organism in Eukaryota, Apicomplexa, Aconoidasida, Haemosporida, Plasmodiidae. Bases 1 to 2589 code for a protein of 862 amino acids. The record is from RefSeq and is a predicted model, not a curated record. Gene Ontology annotation, molecular function: ATP binding; nucleic acid binding.